Periconia digitata is the source of this 633-nucleotide messenger RNA. Lineage: Eukaryota; Fungi; Ascomycota; Dothideomycetes; Pleosporales; Periconiaceae. The record is from the annotation of a GenBank genome assembly.
CCAUCAAAAACGACACAUUCAAGGGUUCAAUUGGACUUCAUAACACACUUUACCAAGUUUCACAUGCAGAUCAAUGUUUUAGCAGACACCUGUGUUUGCUGUGGAGACCAAGUUGGCUUAAGGUCCCAGCUGCUGAAGCACAUGACGCGUCACGUUUUUGAGAUUCUUCGAAAUCGCGGCUUGGAAUUGGUGAUCUCUUUCAUAGACGGGAUCACGAUUGUCCAGACGUCCGUCUUGAUGGAAAGCAGCCCGGAUGCUAUUAUGGACAUCGUUGGGAUGGUGUCAAGGAUUCAAUCAGAAAGGGUCACCGACAAGAUUAUCGCGGUAACGGCCCCGACCGAGUUAUCAGUUCUAUCAUGCUUUGGAAUCGAUGCAGUAUCGCUCCAGACGAUGGAUCUGAAGAAACUGUGCAAGUGGCGUGCGUUCACUCUGUGCUUUUACAUCAAGGAAGCCGAAGCUGCAAACAUUGGUCUGUAUAUUUCCGGCUACAUCAAGGCUGAUGGCUGGUGUGUCAUGUUGUUCAAAUCUGGGGACUUGGAUGCGUGUUUUGCUGAAGGACCGGUCCAAAGUUGCGAUGAGCACUAUAGCAGGGCGAUCCGCAGUUUGGUAUUGGCGAUCCGCUUAAACGUGUAG